AUGGACGAGAACGACUCGAUUGCACGGGAUAACGACUCACCGGAACUCCAGCCAUUAGAUGGGAGACCAAGAUCGCGACGACGUCCAUUCUCCGCCACUUCGACGAGACGAGAAAUCCCGGUGGUGAUUGUAUAUGCCCGUGAUUGGGCGAUUUCCGCUUCGUUGAUGCAAGAACACAACGGGAUCUACCAUCCUGUUGCGUUCGCCAGCCGCACGUUAAAGAUGAACGAGUUGAAUUACAAUGUGAUCGAAAAGGAAGUACUGGCACUACUGAGGAUUCUGGAUCUCUACUACAAUUUAUUGGUGGGAGGCGAGGUCCGGGGCCGCCUAGGGCAAUGGCCGGCCCUCCUGGCCCCUACGAAAGGAGAAGACGAGAUACUGGGGGCGAUCGCUGCCAGCAUCACGCCGAGAUCGAAUAUGGAUGACGACUUAGCCGCUAUCGUCCCCCGGAAGGAACCUAAACGCCGGAUCCAAACGCCGAUACCUACCGUAGAUCGCGAAGAGGAAUUAUGUGUGAUCAGGUUUGAUGGAUCAGCGCGAGUGAAGCGGGGCGGAGGCACGUUCAGCGCGAUCGUGUGGAGUCUGCCCGGAUGGAGGGUGGUCAAAGCUAGAUCGGGCUAUCUCGAGAGUCUCACCGUGAACGAAGCAGAAUACAACGGCCUGCUGUUGGGACUCGACAUGCUAGGGGACCUAGAUCGCAAGCGCCUAGUGAUAUUCCAACUUAGUGAUCCGGCAAGUACGGGGCAAGAUCGAUUGCAAAGCACCCGAGCUGGAGCCAUGAAGCAGAAGGCCCUCGAUCGCCCGAGGAACUGGAGCGAUCAUGAGCUCGUGCAUGUGAAGAGAGACUGGAAUGGGAGCACCGAUAGUCUAGCGAGCGCCGCUUUGCAACGCCAAGGCGGGAUCGAGGUCCAAGACCUGGUCACCCUGAAACGGUUGGGCGAGAUCCUCAUUCCCAAGAUCGAGACCCCAGUGGUGCGAGGGGCGGCGGUCACCACCCGAGCUUCUCGAGUACGGACACCCGCGGGAGUCAUGCAAGAAGACCUGAUCCAAAAGAUUCGGGUCGAUCAGAUCAGGCAGGCUCAGAAGGAGGAAGUCUGGAUCGCAGGCAUGAAGAAGUACCUGAGUGGCUCGAUCGCCGACCUCACGCAAGAGGAAGCAAGAUCGUACGGCAAGAUCGCGGCCGACAACGAGGUGGACGAACAGGAUCUACUCUUCUACUACCCACCCAAGCCGAGAUCGGGGGACGAUCGCGAUCGGUUGCUGAGACUAGUGGUGCCCGAAAUGUUGCAAUCGGACGUCUUACACCACUAUCACACCACGUUGAAGGGUAGGCAUCAGGGAGUGGGCCGUACCUACCAGCGGAUCAGGGAUCACUUCCACUGGAGAGGAUUAUAUCGGAGCGUUCAGCGAUAUGUGGGAGAAUGCGUGGACUGUGAAACGGGAAAAGGAAAACCUGCCAUUCGGGGCGAAUCACCAGGGACCUUGCAGGCGACAUACCCGUUCCAGAUCAUUGCGAUGGAUCACAUACCGUCGCUGCCCAGAUCCCGCAAGGGGAAUAAUGAGUUAUUGAUCUGGGUCGAUCCGUUCACAGGAUACGUGAUCGCGAAAGCUAGCUCGUCCCGGUCGGCCCAGACGGUCGCGGAAUCGUACGAAAAGUGUGUAUUUCGGCAAUUUGGUGCCAGCGAGAUGAUCCGGUAUGAUCGAGAACCCGGUUUCAUUUCCGACUUCUUCCGGUCGUUCAAUAAGAUCCUGGGACAACGGCAGCGAGCGACGAUGGCAUAUCGGCCGCAAGCCAACGGGGCCGCAGAAAGAAUGGUACAGACGGCAACCAGGGCACUCAAGAUGUACGUUCGCGAUCUGGAUCAGAAGGAUUGUGUGGUGAAGUCGGUGAAACUUUCACCCCUUGAC
Messenger RNA from Phytophthora megakarya, 1908 nucleotides. Lineage: Eukaryota; Oomycota; Peronosporomycetes; Peronosporales; Peronosporaceae. The record is from the annotation of a GenBank genome assembly.